AUGGAUUUGAAAUUUUCUUUUAAGGGUAUUAUUUUCUUCGCAUCUGUAAUUGCACUGUCAUCAUCAACAUGUGAAAUGAAGAGUUAUUUCUCUAGCUGCAGCUAUGUAGUACAAUGUGAAACGACGGCGUCAGCUAUCUCCUACCCAUCAUGUAAUUCAGAACCCAAUGUUACGUUCAUCAUCACACAUUCUAGCCUUAACUAUUUGACGACAGGGUUUUUUGCAUCAACAAAUUUUGAUUCCAAGGUUCGAGAAAUUAAAGGUGUUGAUUUGUCUCAUAAUAAAAUUCCUAAUUUAUACUUCGUUAAAAACUCUUUACCAAACCUUACUGAAUUGUAUCUCAACAACAACAAUAUCACCAAUGUACCUAAAUAUAUCUUUGAUAAUCAACUACAACUUAGACUCUUAGAUCUUUCCAUGAAUGAUAUUUACAGUAUUGAAGAGUAUUCUUUACCUUUACAAAACUUGCAGUAUCUUUAUGUCAAGGGAAAUCGAAUUAAUGGUGUUAUCAAAUCAAAUGUAUUUAGCCCAGCCAAAUUUUUAAGAUUUUUAGAAUUAAGCCAUUUCAACAUAAGUAAAAUUGAUAGUAUGGCUUUUGUUGAUCUACCAGUAUUGGCUAAACUUAAUCUUUCAAAUAAUUACAUACACAGUAUAGAGCCCAAUAGCUUCAAAAAUGUUAAUAACCUGUAUAGUUUAGACAUUUCCCAUAACAAUUUAUUUGAUUUGAAAUUUACAGGUGGAGUAUUAACUAAUCUUAAAGCUCUACACAUAAGCAAUAAUAAUCUAUCAAAUAUAUCAGGCUUACUUUCAAAUACUUGUAAGCUCGCAUAUCUAGAUUUGUCUUAUAACAAUAUAAAGAAUGUGUCCGAAAUGAGUGCUAUGAUUUUCCCAAAUUUGACCGUAUUAUUUCUUGAUAAUAAUAAGUUAAAAUAUUUCAAUAGUCCUAAAAUCAACACUCUAACGACACUUGUUGACUUGGGGUUAGCUUCAAAUGAAAUAAGUGACUUACAGUUGAAUUAUUUUAAAGAACUUAUGUCAGUAGAUUUGAGUAACAACAGUCUGACUUAUAUAAAUAGGACAUUUUUAGAGAAAAAUGAGCAUCUGCAAGCUUUAGAUGUAAGUAGAAACCAAAUUACAGAGUUACCUCCAGGUACUUUCCAGUUUAUGAAAAAUUUAAAGCUAUUAAAUUUAUCAUCUAACUAUUUGACAAAACUUCGCUAUGGAAGCUUAAAAGGUCUUCAUAGAACUGAGAUUCUAGAUUUGUCAAGGAAUAAUAUUGCGCAACUUGACGUUGAUAUUUUUCAUGAAUGUGGUGAACUUAAAGUUCUGAUCAUUGAUUACAAUCGUAUUAAAACUUUUGAUGUAGAAAGACUCAUUCUUAUUGCUCUCAGGAAAUUGAGGACUUUAAGCUUAGGUGGUAACCCAAUACUAUGCAGAGAAAUUGUACAUAAUAUGAAGUCCGCAAAUACAACUUUUUAUGCUAUAAGACAAGUAGAAGUAACUUCUAUUGAUAAAAUAUAUCAUGAGGAUAAUGUUCAUGGUAUAAAGUGUGGCGAUGAUUCAGAUACUACAGUAAGUUCUACAAUAAAACCGGUACCAGUUGAGCCCGACAAUCCAAAUGUUGAUUCUUCAUUUACUUCAACAUCCAUAGUACUUAUUUGGUGUUUGGUUCUAACCAUAGUACUUGUGGCAGCCGGUGUAGUAGCAUACAUAAAAUUGUAUAAUAAAAAAGUUUAUGUUGUAGAUAGUAACAUGAAUUUGCGGCUCAGGAAUUCAAUGGAUUUAACAGGAUCGGACUUUCAGAAUGAUUUGUUGAAUUAG
Arctia plantaginis is the source of this 1821-nucleotide messenger RNA. The record is from the annotation of a GenBank genome assembly. Lineage: Eukaryota; Metazoa; Arthropoda; Insecta; Lepidoptera; Erebidae.